This is a messenger RNA of Trematosphaeria pertusa, 1025 nucleotides long. RefSeq lists its product as uncharacterized. The transcript has a single exon. The record is from RefSeq and is a predicted model, not a curated record. Bases 236 to 823 code for a protein of 195 amino acids. Lineage: Eukaryota; Fungi; Ascomycota; Dothideomycetes; Pleosporales; Trematosphaeriaceae.
CGAAUCCUGCAAAUGCCGACUGAGUUCGUACCCACAUCAGUGGGAAGAGGGGCUGCCUUUCUAUGGCUGCUGCCGUGCAACAUGAGGUGGUGGAAGAGCAGUGUGAAGGGCCACGCUUGCGUUGGCAGACACGGGCCCUUCUCAUUGGCCUGGGCACAGGAGUCGGGGAUAUGGCAGAGGAUGAAAGCGUCGGGCAUGGCAAAAACAAAAAUUGCAAGCCCCGGGUCAGAGAUAUAUGUCAUGCUGCGGGCGCCCCAGCUGCCGCAGCGUUGGGAUGGGGCGGCCAAUUGCUCGAGCAGCUCGGAGGCACUGGCGCUGCUGCGAUACUGCUUCGAGGUUGGCUCGAUGCGUGUGUUGGCAGGAGGACCAGCGGAGAAGCUGUAGGGCUAAUGAAAGCCGGCGCAGACUAGAUGUGUCGCGCAUUGACUGGACCAGCACGUCGCCAGUCACCGGCCCGCCGUCGAAGGAAGGCUUCGCGCCGUGCCGCUUCCGUCCCAUAUAUUCGAUGGACGUGCGUCAUCUCAACGCCUGCCACCGCGUGAGGGAGCUGCACGGCCGCCGGAGGACGAUGCAGCUGCUCACUUCCCGCGACAGGACGCGCUGGCCGUGCCAAUCGGACCGGCGCACACUCGAGCACGGCACCGGGCCUCGCAUGGCGGGCGGGAGCGUGCCUGGAGAACUGCGGAGGCCUGCGCAUCUUAUCGUUCCUUCGACGCCGACGGUGCAGUUCGCACACGCGCCCCCUGCCACGCCCCGGGUUCCCACGCCUCCACGGAAUGCUUUGGCCACCUGUUCAGCUCUGCCCCGGGAAGGACACCUGUGACGUGGGCGUCCCCAUGCCGGGCCCGCGAGCGAGAGGCGCCCGACCCAGCUGCUGUCGGCAAAGUCGGGCGUGCGAGGGCGAGAGCAGCGGUGGGGUCCUCGCCCCCUCCGUCUCUUCGCUGUCAAUGUGCGCUGUGUGUUGUCAAGGCAUGAACGCGUCAAGGGUGUGGGCGAUUUAGUGGCAGAGGGCGAAUGAUUCUGUG